UCGAAGCCACUCUCGACCGCCAUGGCCUCCAACGACCGCGUCCGCCAGCGCGGCAUCACCAUACACAGGCCCAUCAUCUAUGGCAACACCGCCGUAGUCCUCACCCAGCAGGAGCGCGAGACCGUCCCCAGCCCCGACCACACCCACCGAUGGACCGUCGCCGUGCGCAGCCCUGCAUCAGCCGACUCCGAGACUGUAGGGGGUAAGGAUGACCUCAGCUAUUUCAUUAAACGGGUGACCUUCAAGCUGCACGACACGUACACGGUCCCGUCGCGAACCUUUGACAAGCCACCGUUCGAAGUUACAGAAACAGGAUGGGGAGAGUUCGAGAUCCAAAUUCGUAUCAACUUCGUCCCUGAAUCCGGUGAAAAGGCCGUUGUGGUCUACCACCACCUCAAACUACAUCCCUGGACUGCCGCCGGCUCCAAUGACCCAGAGAUCCCACCGCUCGAGGUGGCCAUGAAGAUGGGACCUGUGCAUUCCUGGCAGUACGAUGAGAUCGUCUUCCACGACCCAUUCCAGUCCUUCCUCAACAUCCUCACCGCACACCCGCCCACAGCGCUCCCGAGGCACAAAUCGCGCCCUGUGCCCUUCCACACUGCGAAUCCGGCCUCAUUGGAGGCAUCAAGGGGCGGCGUGCCGGAGUUUACUCAACAGAUGGAGCGUGAGGAGGCCGAACGGCUGGAGGCUGCGCGGAAAGCGGUCGUGGCUGAAACCGACAAUUGGAGAGGGCGACUCAUUGGCAAGGAAAAAGAGCUCGAAAAGCUCAAACGUCUCCUCGAAGCUAGGGGUGGUUCGACCGAUUGAUAUGUGAUGCAUAACGGUGUAUACUAUGUACUAAUAGUGUAGCAAUACAGAUGAUGGGAUAGCGACGUGCCUAGGAUA
This is a messenger RNA of Rhodofomes roseus, 885 nucleotides long. RefSeq names its product yeats family protein. Lineage: Eukaryota; Fungi; Basidiomycota; Agaricomycetes; Polyporales; Fomitopsidaceae. Gene Ontology annotation, molecular function: histone binding. Gene Ontology annotation, biological process: regulation of transcription by RNA polymerase II; chromatin remodeling. The coding region runs from base 22 to 807 and encodes 261 amino acids. Gene Ontology annotation, cellular component: Swr1 complex; NuA4 histone acetyltransferase complex. The transcript has 4 exons. The record is from RefSeq and is a predicted model, not a curated record.